AAAGCUUUUACAUGAACUGAGUAGUGCUCGUAAAAUCAGAAAAUUUAGCAAGAUGGCCGCAGUAAAGUUAGGUUCACAUUUAAAAGAAUUAAGAAUUCUUCUCUGUCAAACAUCAAAGUCUAGUCAAGGAGUUAGGGAAUUCAUCGAACAACAAUAUGUAUCAUUGAAGAAGAACAAUCCUUCGUUCCCAGUUUUAAUUAGAGAAUGCUCAGCAAUCGAACCAAAGCUUUAUGCUCGUUAUGAAUAUGGAAAAGAGAAAUGUGUACCUUUAUCAAAUCUGAAAUCAGAAGAUAUUCUCGGACAGAUAAAGCAACUUGCUAGUAGCUCGCCGUGAUAUUUUAGAUCAUGAUUACUGAAUAUAAAUUUUAAUUUAUUUAGUUGAUUAAAUACAUGUACAAAAAAUAUGUAAGUUACAAGAAAAUUAAACUGUUUUAAACACGCUAA
Messenger RNA from Belonocnema kinseyi, 444 nucleotides. RefSeq names its product NADH dehydrogenase [ubiquinone] 1 alpha subcomplex subunit 2 (gene ND-B8). The coding region runs from base 53 to 334 and encodes 93 amino acids. The record is from RefSeq and is a predicted model, not a curated record. The transcript is spliced from 3 exons. Lineage: Eukaryota; Metazoa; Arthropoda; Insecta; Hymenoptera; Cynipidae.